CUUCCUGGGGUGUUGCUUCUUGGCCGUCAUCUUUAUUAAACGUUGGAUGGCUCCUCCCAAGAGCUGCAAAAAGCCAACGGUAUUUUUAAAGACUUCGCUUUAACGUGAGGCCUUUAGAUUGUUGGAUGUGUUUUUUACGACAGGCUUUGGUGUGUAACCGUGCUUUGGCUCUCUUCCUGCUAUUUAUCCCCAUUUUGUUGUUUAGCCUUCCGGGCUAAAAAGUUCUUAGACUGCACAAUGCUCCGCAUUCUGGGGGGCUUUGUGUUCCCGGAAGCUGCCUGUGAAGCGGCCGAAAGUAAGUCGAGGUACGAAAACCUCUUCAAGAAACUAGAUCGUAACCAGGAUGGUCGAGUGGACAUUGCUGAGCUGCAAAGUGGCCUUAAGGAGUUGGGCAUCCCUCUGGGAGAUGACGCGGAGAAGAAAAUUUUCAGGGCUGGUGACACUAAUCAGGAUGGAAGACUUGACUUUGAAGAAUUUACACAUUAUCUUAAAGACCACGAAAAGAAAAUGAAGCUUGCAUUUAAAAGCCUGGAUAAAAAUAAUGAUGGUGUAAUUGAAGCCACAGAGAUUGUUCAGUCCCUGAAGAUACUGGGUAUAGAUAUUUCUGAAAAGCAGGCAGGCAAGAUUCUGCAAAGCAUGGAUGCCGAUGGGACAAUGUCAGUGGACUGGAAUGAAUGGCGCGAUCAUUUUCUCUUUAAUCCUGCUUCAGACAUUCAAGGAAUUGUCCGUUAUUGGAAACAUUCCACGGUAUUAGAUAUUGGAGAUAGUUUAACUAUUCCUGAUGAAUUCACUGAAGAAGAGAAGAAGACUGGCCAGUGGUGGAAGCAGCUUUUGUCAGGUGGAGUUGCUGGGGCCGUGUCUCGAACAGGCACAGCACCUCUUGAUCGUCUCAAAGUUAUGAUGCAGGUUCAUGGCUCGAAGGGGAAAAUGAACAUAGCUGGUGGCCUGAAGCAAAUGGUGAAAGAAGGAGGAGUCCGUUCCCUUUGGAGGGGAAAUGGUGUGAAUGUUGUCAAAAUUGCACCUGAAACAGCCAUCAAGUUCUGGGCCUAUGAACGGUAUAAGAAAAUGUUUGUUAAUGAAGAAGGAAAAAUAGGAACUAUUGAACGAUUUAUAUCUGGUUCUAUGGCUGGAGCAACCGCACAGACAUCUAUUUAUCCUAUGGAGGUAUUAAAAACAAGACUGGCAGUGGGUAAAACAGGUCAAUAUUCAGGAAUGUUUGACUGUGCUAAGAAAAUUUUAAAAACGGAAGGGGUGAAAGCCUUUUACAAAGGUUAUAUUCCUAAUAUUUUGGGAAUAAUUCCAUAUGCUGGCAUCGAUUUGGCUAUUUAUGAGGCAUUGAAAAAAACUUGGUUAGAAAAAUAUGCCACCGACUCUGCCAACCCUGGUGUAUUAGUAUUGCUUGGAUGUGGUACUUUAUCCAGUACUUGUGGCCAGUUAUCCAGUUAUCCACUUGCCCUUAUCCGAACUCGAAUGCAAGCUCAAGCGAUGGUAGAAAGUGGCCCUCAGCUAAACAUGGUUGGCCUUUUCCGAAAAAUUAUUGCCAAAGAAGGAAUCCUUGGACUAUACAGAGGCAUAGCCCCAAACUUCAUGAAGGUGCUUCCUGCUGUCAGCAUCAGUUAUGUGGUAUAUGAAAAGAUGAAGGAAAACUUGGGAAUAGCAUGAAAGAAAGAUUAUCCACAUGAGAGACUUUCAAGGAAUAUUCACCCAGAUAAAUCCUGGAGGCUAAAUUCAUGUUUACAGUUAGCUACAGUUCCUCUAUGCAAAAAUUCUACAAGUCUUAACUUUAUAAAGCCUUGAUGGAGUAAAAAAAAAAAAGUAUUUUCUGAAAACAGCUAGGUAAUGAAAAAAAAAGUCAAAAACUAUUUCAUUGCUCAUGUGGCUGCUUUUUGGAAAAGUUUGAGGAUGUCACAAUUAUUUCCCCAGCUUAUAUAUUAUUGGGUUAAAGCUAUGUCAUAACUCUGUUAUGACCAUUUGCAUUUGAUUAUCUAGUGGGCAAUUUAUGAGCAUUCUGAACACCCAAUAUUAAUUUGCAGUCAUCUUUUGCAAUAUGGUAAUCAUUCUACUUUUUUUUGUUAAGCUUUUGUAAAAAAAAAAACCCUCAGAAAAAUAAUUCAGAAAGUCGUAAAACGUCACUCUGAAAUUUUUGAUAAUUUGUUCAGUUCUCCUUAUAACAAAUUAACAGAAAGAGCUUGAAGUGAAAUGAAUGUAUUUGUAUCAUUAUUAGUCAUUUAUAUAGAACAUACCUAGGUGGGAUCUGAUCUUUCAACAUUAAUCUUGGAAAAUUGAUGAGGAUAGGAACCAAUCUAGACAUGCGUGGAACUGACAUAUUAAAGUGAAAGUUAUUGCUAUUUACAAAAGAUUAUAAUAAUUGAUAGUUUGUAUGCGUAUUCAACAUCCUAUUCCUACUUUAUAGGAAUGGAAGGAUCAAGGCGUACGUUUAACUUAACAAGUAUUUGUAUCCUUCAGAUAAUUAUCUAAUUUGUUUAAAAGCUAAAACAGGUGAAAAGUUUCUUAAAUUUCUCCCUUUUGCAUCCACCAUCUUCCACAGUCACUUAUCAAAAUGCAUGCUUUUAAAUGCUAAUGAGUUCCUUAGCUAGGCUUGCCUUCUCUUCCAAGAGAGAAAAUUCUUGUUCGUUCUUUUACUACCCAAAGGAAGUGGCUUUCUUUUCUAACUCAGAUUUGAUUCCUUUUCAGACAACCUCUCCUACCAGCUGCUUCUCUUACAAAACUUAGGUUGGUAUUGGGCCAUCGCUAUGCGUUCCAACUAUUGGAGUACCACCUCCGUUAUUACCUCCAACUGUGGUACUCCAACAGUUGGAACGCAUAGCGAUGGCCCAAUACCAACCUAAGUUUUGGGCCCAUUAUGUGGACAACAUGUUUAAGGUCAUCAAGAAGCACCAAAAGACUAACUUUAUGGGCAUACUUAAUUCGGUAUACCCAGAUAUCCAGUUUACUAUGGAGGAGGAAAAUCAGGGUUUGCUGGCAUUUUUGGAAGUGUUGGUCCAUCGCCAGCCGGAUGGAACCCUAGAUACUAGGGUAUACCAAAAACCAACUAGCACAGAUAGAAUCCUCCAUUAUGGAAGUAACCAUCCGGUAGCCCAUAAAGUUAGUUGUAUUAGAACCCUAUUUAAACGGGUAGAUUCCCACUGUAGUACAGUUAGAGCAAAAAUGGAGGAAAGAAAUCACCUCUUCCGCAUAUGCAGGCGCAAUGGAUACCUGACAAGGUUCUUCAGACGUCACAGCAUACCACCUGAAUCCCGGAGGAAUCCACGAAUAGAUGAGCCGGCAUCACAAGUGACACUUGUCACCCUCCCCUAUAUCUGCAAUGUGUCUGAGGCAACGGUUAGAUUACUAGCACCACACAAUGCGAAGGUAGCCCAUAGGCCUAACCAGACGCUAUGUGCUGCAACCAAAGACCCAUUCCCCAACAUGGAGAAAUCGGCAGUUGUGUACAGGAUUGACUGUAGGGACUGCCCUGGUAACUAUGUUGGGGAGACCUCCAAGAGGUAAAAACCAGGGUCCAUGAACACAAAUUAGCAAUAAAAAGGGGCGAACAAUAUUCCCAGAUUUGAGCAUAUAUGGCAGAAUCCGGUCAUCGAUUUGACUUUGAUAAAGUACGCAUUCUGGCCAGUGACAGUACGAAAGGGGGCUGCCUGCUCAAGGAAGCGUGGCUAUCUAACAAGGACUCAGUUAACCGGCACAUUGAUCUUUGUCCGGCACAUCUGAUGCUAAGAGCAUGGAGUAUGGACAAUCCCCCACCCCGUUGGAGGCAGUCCAGCAAUAUAUCGAAUAUAACAGCAGAGAGGACCAUGGAGGAGGCAUCCUCUCCCCAACAACUUAUGGGCAUCCGGGCAAAGUGUGAACAGCGUUUGAGAGACCUUCCUGCCCCCAGAGCGGGUAUGCAUUCUCGGAGGAUCGGGAAAACGACGAGAGAUGCAGGAGUGGCAACCUGUACACCAGGAACUCCUGCACACCUCCCGAGAUACCCAGAAAGAGUGACAUCCCCCAAUGGGGAGGCUAGUACCAGGACUGGACUGGUGGACACCCUUGGCUGGAAUUUCUGUCCCCCAAUUAUGCUCGAGAGAGAGGAGGAUGGCCUUGCCGACCCGCCCGAUGGCGGCAACUCUAUCGCCUCACUCCGUAGCACCGGUUCGGUUGCGUCAGCGGGAAAUGCAGAACGAUUCCCGAGACAAUGCACGAGCGGGGGGGGGGCAAGAAUGGAAGGGGAGCGGUGAGGAUCGGGGUUUCUGGCUGCCGCAUAGAGGACAUUCGGGAUGGCCUGAUUGAAGCCGGGAUACAGGGGCAUGGGAUCAGAGACGAUGAGAGGGGACGAUUUAGAACGAUGGUCACCCGAUCACACUCAGGAGAAGGGAGGAUGUCCUUGCCGAUACAUUUAAUAGCGAUGGCCCGCCCACCCCGCCUUGCAGCGGGGUCCGACCAUGCCAGGGAUAAAACGAAAUAGCUCUUGAGACAACAACACAUGAGCAAAGGACAUCAAGGACGGGGUGGGAGGAAUGGUGAAAACUGGACAGGAUAACAUUUACGGAGACCACAACUGUGUGGGUGGGAUUUGUGAAGAAAAAGAAAAAAGGGGAGAGUGCACUACAUCUAGACAAUCUGAGUGGGGCAAGGGAGGAGAUGAUAGGAACACACAAUUGAAUAAUAUAAGGGGUCUGGUCAAACAAAAAAGGGGAAAUACCCCGCCUGACUCCGAACUCAGCAAAGGGAAGAUAUACGAUGUCACACGCACAGACAAGAGAGGCAGGAAAAGAACAACCGCUGAUAUAAGAACUGCGACCGGAACACAGCUUACUCAAUCAGGUCCGAUGACGAGGUCCAGGAGCCGGGUGCAGACCUUAGUCAACCUAUAAAAGGACUCUCCUACUGACUAGCAUUUCAAGCCCUGAUGUCGGCAGUUGCCGACGAAAGCUUGGCGUUUUUAUUAAACUUUUGUAGUUUAGAAUUUCCCUGAUGUUCACGUUUAUUUGUUUGUUUUGAAUAUGAAUAUACCCAGGGAUCGUAUUUUUAAUGUUAUUAUAUAUAUAAAUUUUUCUUAUGGCUUGUCUGGAGUUUUUUUUGCAGGUCAGAGCUGAUUUCCUUGAUGGAGAUCUGUAUUUCUUUAAUAGUGUAAUGGAGAUUAUUUAUUGAUAGAUGGGAAGAUCCACAAAUAUUCUUAAUUCCCCAAAUCAAGAUAGAAAUCAGUCUCAAUGUUCAGUUUAUUUUAUCAAACAAUCAUAUCAAAUUAUAUCAUAAUAUCAACAUAAUACAAUAAAAUAUGAUAAACUAAAAUUAUGUGAACUAAAUAGCCAUAAAGAAUUAUUAUUAAAUUUAGUAAAAUGAUUUUAAGUAACUGGAAAUCAAUCCAGAAGGUAAUGAUAGGCAACCAAAAAUUGCACUGAAAAAUCAUGGCCAGCCUGUAUUAACAUCCUCUUCUCCAGCAUAUUUCAAAGACAUUUGAAAUGAAAGGCAGGAAUUGCUGUGUGUUAAAUAAUUGUUUGCUUAUUGCAAUAAAGUAAGCUUGCUUUAAUUACAGAUAUAACCACAUCAUAAAAGCAGAUUCUUUUCUUGGCAUUGCUUGUUUCUUUGAAAUCUAGCUAUUCCUUUUAGUUGAUUAAAAUUUUCUUCAAGAGUGGCACACAGAAGGACUUGAGUAAAUGAUUGCUUUGUUGCUCUUUGGAGUUUCUUAUGCUACUACCUGGAUACCCAUUAAGAGUUUGAACUAAACUCUUAAAUAUACAUUUGGGAGAGUAUUGUGGGUUAGAACUUUUAGGCUAUGACACGUGUAUUGUUAUCAUAAAAAGAGGUAUGUGAUCAUAUCAACAGAAGUCUGCUGUAGCUAUUGGGUAUAGAUGGUUUGGCUGUAUGUGGCCAUAACUGUUUGGGAGGAUCUAAUGUAAAAUUUCCAAACAAUUCACUUUACAAAAGAGUAAAUCAUAGUGCUUGUUUGUACUGUAAACAUUUCAAACCAGUGCCUUCAGCAAACACUCCUUAAUACUCCCUUUAAAACCAUCUUGGAAAAAUAAGGCAUGGCCCCCUCAUAAUCAUCUGUUAGUGCUGUGGAUACAUGGCAAUGAGGCCUAGUGUGUUGUAUGCAACACUUUUGAAUGACAGCUUUUUAACACUGCCUCUUGUCAUAUAGAAAACCACACUUUAUCAAAACCAAAGAAUUGUUCCAAAAUACACAGUAUAUAAAGUGUCUGACUUUUUUUAAAAGGAACAAAAUAUAUACUAUUGUAAAAUUUUCUUUUUUAUAUAGCUUUCUAAUUGUUUAUUUAGAAAAAUGCUUAUUUGAAAAAUAGAGUUGAAAAAUGACAUAAGCAGUACAUGAAGCAGAUUCAUUCUGUUUUCUUGUAUAAGUGCCCUUACUGAUUUGGGUGAUUUUGUUGUUAAUUCUUCGGAGAUGAUGUAAGCUUGAGUAAGAUUCCUUUUAUCUUGUCCCUAAGCAUCGUUAGUUUGUAAUUAUUAUAUGCUUCAUCUGUUCCUUGGUGAAAGAGAUGCUGAUACUUUGAAAACUGUUUAUAAUAAAUGGGUUUUAUAACACA
Molecule: messenger RNA, 6542 nt
Organism: Crotalus tigris (Tiger rattlesnake)
Lineage: Eukaryota; Metazoa; Chordata; Lepidosauria; Squamata; Viperidae
Gene: SLC25A24
Product: solute carrier family 25 member 24
Exons: 10
Coding region: 238-1662 (474 amino acids)
Biological process (GO): transmembrane transport
Cellular component (GO): mitochondrial inner membrane
Molecular function (GO): ATP transmembrane transporter activity; calcium ion binding
Source: RefSeq, a predicted model, not a curated record